AUGGCGUCUUGCAACAUUGAUGACCCGGACAUGAGCGGUGCAAAUGGAGAGAGUGAACAGUCGACAGGAGCGGCGAAUGAUACUAUUCCUCGACCGAAGAGAAUUGCAUGCAUAUUAUGUCGCAAAAGGAAAUUGAAAUGUGAUUCAAACAAACCGAGCUGCGGGACAUGUUCGCGACUCAACCACCAUUGCGAAUACUCCGAGGAACGGAAGAAGAGCGGCCCCAAGAGAGGGUAUGUCAAACUCUUAGAGGCCAGACUGAAGCAAGUCGAAAACUUGCUAGAGACAAGAGAUGCCACAACUGAGCUUGCUACCCAUGAACCUCAGCCCACAAGAGCGGCGGAAUCAUUGAGCUCUAUGCCGCCCCUGGACAUGACCAAUGCUCUCGAUGCUUCCAUGACCGGGAUGAUGCCAGACAACAGCUUCACCGAUCCAACUCUGGUCGGGAUGCCAGAUUUCAGCAUGAACGCCAACGACGACUUCUCCUGGGAGGUGAUAGGUCUUGGUCUCGAGGAAGCAUUACCAGCAAGAGAGGUAAUAGAUGAGAUGAAUGAGAUAUAUUUCGAAAAGAUCCAUCCUUCGUUGCCCAUGAUCCACAAAGGGCGUUUUCUCGCUUCAAUGGACCUCGCGCCUCAUAUGCGCCCAGCAGUGUGCCUGAGAUAUGCCAUGUGGACCCACGCUUGUGCCAUUACCUCAAAGUUUUCAGCCUACACCGAACACUUCUAUGCGAGGGCUCGGAAAUACGCAGAGAUGGACGAAAUGAGAGGGCACGGUGAGGGAAUGAUCACGAUCGCCCACUCACAAUGUUGGACUUUGCUUGCGUGUUACGAAUUUAGAGUAAUGUAUUUCCCAAGAGCGUGGAUGAGCAUCGGAAGAGCUGCAAGGCUGGCGCAAAUGAUGGGUUUACAUCGGCAGGAUCGUGUUGGUCUUGACGUGAAACAGACACUACCGCCUCCUCGAGACUGGACUGAUCGCGAAGAACGGCGGCGGACCUUCUGGAUGGCAUACUGUCAGGACAGAUAUGCCAGCAUCGGGACUGGGUGGCCGAUGGUUAUUGACGAGAGAGACAUCCUCACAAAUCUACCGGCUAGCGAGGAAGCGUUCAAUAAGUGCCGACCAGAACCUACACUGCAGUUAUCCGACAUCUUGAAUGGUGAUGGCGCGUCUUCUCUCUCUUCAUUUGGCGGUGUGAUUCUCUUGUCGACAAUAUUUGGUCGAAACCUCACCCAUCUCCAUCGACCAUCGGAACAAGACAAUGAUCAUGACCUCAAUGGCGCAUUCUGGAAACGUCAUCGAUCUUUAGAUAAUAUCCUUCUCAACACGUCUUUGUCCCUACCCCCGCCUCUCCGCCUCCCGGCAGGUCUCAAUGAUCCGAACACCGUCUUUCUCAACAUGAACAUUCAUACCGCUACUAUAUGUCUGCACCAAGCAGCCAUAUUCAAAGCCGACAAAAAUCGACUGCCAGCUCAGAUUAGUGCAGAGUCCAAACGUCGAUGUAUCGUUGCAGCGGACCAAAUCACCAACAUCAUGAAAAUGAUCAGCCAUAUGGACAUGUCGAUGAUGAAUCCUUUCCUUGCCUUCUGUCUUUAUGUGGCUUCGCGCGUGUUCGUACAAUAUCUCAAAUCCAGACGCGAGGAUACAGCGGUCAAAUCCUCCUUGCACUUCCUACUUGCCGCGAUGCAAGUCCUGAAAACCAAGAAUCCGCUCACCGAGUCGUUCUUGGUCCAGCUCGAUGUUGACCUCGAAGGCAGCGGCUUGGAUAUUCCGACAAGUUAUUCACGAUGGAGAUUUGGUCACCGCCCACCAGUCAGUCUGCCCAUUGUCUCUUAG
Molecule: messenger RNA, 1830 nt
Organism: Cladophialophora psammophila CBS 110553
Lineage: Eukaryota; Fungi; Ascomycota; Eurotiomycetes; Chaetothyriales; Herpotrichiellaceae
Exons: 4
Coding region: 1-1830 (609 amino acids)
Biological process (GO): regulation of DNA-templated transcription; DNA-templated transcription
Cellular component (GO): nucleus
Molecular function (GO): zinc ion binding; DNA-binding transcription factor activity, RNA polymerase II-specific; DNA binding
Source: RefSeq, a predicted model, not a curated record